Messenger RNA from Andrographis paniculata, 3003 nucleotides. RefSeq lists its product as uncharacterized. The coding region runs from base 343 to 2868 and encodes 841 amino acids. The record is from RefSeq and is a predicted model, not a curated record. Gene Ontology annotation, molecular function: protein binding. The transcript is spliced from 10 exons. NCBI's taxonomy places the organism in Eukaryota, Viridiplantae, Streptophyta, Magnoliopsida, Lamiales, Acanthaceae.
UAUAGUAUUAUUAAAACAGACGAGAUAACUGCGUGAAGAAAGAAGCAUGCCUCAGCAUCAGAGUGUGAAGGGUUUCCGAAACUGCAAAGCAUCGUCUUCCUCGCCAACUCUCGUCUACGGACUUCUCGACCGGAAAAGCUUCCUUGUUCUUCAACGGCGUGCCGUGGAUAAGCAAGCAUAAGUUGGUUCGCCGCUGGGUUUUGGCGUUCUUUAUUGGUGUCCUGAAUUUAUUGAUCCGUUUGCUUUCUAAUUUGAAUUUAUUGAGAGGGAAAGGCAGCGAGAGGAAAUAUAGCCGAGCGUUGGUGAUUAGAAUAAUUGCGUUAGAUCUGUUUCAAGGGAAGGAUGAGUACGAGCCGGGGAAGCGGCGCCGCAGCGGAGCCUAUUCCGGCGGGGGCGCGGAAAGUGGUUCAGAGUUUGAAGGAGAUAGUCAACUGCUCCGAGGUGGAGAUCUAUGCUGCUCUCAAGGAAUGCAGCAUGGACCCUAACGAGGCCGUAAAUCGUCUUCUCUCUCAAGAUCCAUUCCACGAGGUGAAGAGUAAACGAGAAAAGAAAAAAGAGGGCAAGGAUCCCCCUGAAUCCAGGUCUCGCGGAGCUACUAAAAAUUUAAGCCGUGGCAACAAGAUUGGUACUGAUCAUUAUGGGGGGCAUGGUGGUUCAUCAUCAUAUAAUUCUUCUGAUUUAGCUCCAUUGCCUGGAAAGACACCCUAUAAGAAAGAACAAGGGUCAAUUCCUCAUUCGGGCUUUUCAUCUUCAGUGCCAGGCAUGUCAGCGAACACUAGAAGCAGAGGAUCAGUGGGCCUCAGUAAUGGUCCCCCUGGAGAAAUGAAAACCUCGCCAUGGGGCACUGUUGAUGCUACUCCAUCUAGUGACGAACAGCCAACUUCUGUUCAUCAAUCUGCAUGGAUGGGUGCUCCUGGUCAACUUUCCAUGGCUGACAUUGUAAAGAUGGGUAGACCACAUAAUAAAGGGUUGAAUGCUUCAAAUGCAUUGAAUGGCGAUUAUCCAGUGCCAAGUGUGACAGAUCAUAAUUUAAGAUUUCCAGACGAUCAUGUGGGUGAAGCUCCUGAGUCUGGAAUUUCUUCCAUGCAGUAUGCACCGACCAGUGAAGAUUGGCCUAUUGAUGAAAAUCCAACUGCUUCGAAAGUGAUUACUGCCCCAGCUCCAGCCCCAGAAUACACUAUUGACCGUGAGCAGCAUCUAGAGACAUCGGAUGCACUUUCUGGCAGUGUUGAUGAACAUUUUGAGGAGGAAGAGGUUCAAGAAUCAGAUGAUGGAAGGUUGGAAGUUUCUGGGACUCAUCAUGUUGGAUCUGAUUUUGUAUAUGGGAGGAAGAUUCUACAUGACAAUUCUGGUGGUCCUCCAGUGUUUGAGAAUGAUAUGCAUAAAAACAUGGGCUCUUAUCAGCAUCAGACUCCUGAAUAUAAUUCAGAUGAAGAACCUGGUGCUUCAGUGUCAGCAGUUGCCCAAAACUUACAACAAUUAAGUGUGGAAGAGGAGUAUAAUGACUUGCCAUCUUCGAAAUGUGUGCCCUCUGUAUUAAUCCCAGAUCACUUGCAAGUUCAAGAUGUUGAUUGUUCACACUUGAGGUUUGGUACCUAUAGAUUGGACAUGAAUGCUGCGUACUCUUCUGGGACUAGAACUUCUAUGCCUGUAAAACAUGACUUGGAGCAGCCACAUGCUGAUGCUGGUACUUCAUCAGUUGGGCAUCACGAGACUAGAAGCUCAGAGUAUUUUGAUGAUUCACAUACAAAUGCUGCUGAUGGUAGAUUGUUUCAUAGAGACAGUGCAAGUGCAGGGAGCUAUGUGGCUGCUGCUUCGAAACCAGAGGAAUCUCAACCUGAGGAUAUUGGAGUGCCUCGUAAUGAUUAUCAUUUUCUUAAUUCCAAUUCAGGUUACAACUUUGAUGAUGCCCAACGCUUAAAUGCUGCUCUCAGUCAAACAAAUUCUCAGAUGCAAAAUCUCACUCCCUUCUCAAAUGUUAUGCAGUCGUACACGGACUCAUUACCGAGCACUUUACUACUGGCUAAUAUACCUCCCAGUAGAGAAUCUGAUCUUCAGUACUCUCCAUUUCCUGGUACACAAUCAACAGCUGCUAAAUAUGGAAAUUCUGUCUCCUCCAUUGGUGCUUCAGUAAUUUCUAUGUCCGAGGCAUUGAAGACUGCUGGUUCCUCAUCAGCACAGACAGCUCCACACAACCUCUCGGCGACUAAUGUUGCCACAGGACCUCCUCAGCAACAGCACCUAACUGUACAUCCAUCAUAUUCACAGCACACUCUUCCGUUGGGUCCAUUUGCCAACAUGAUCGGUUACCCACUGUUGCCUCAGAGCUAUGCCUACAUGCCUUCUGCUUUUCAGCAAGCAUUUGCCGGCAACAACUCAUACCAUCAAUCUCUAGCAGCUUUACUUCCACAAUACAAAGGUGAUGUUUCUGCAGGGAGUUUGCCUCAGUCUGCUGCUAUUCCAUCCGGAUACGGCGCCUUUGGAAAUGCAACGAUUCCUGGAAACUUCCCAAUCAACCCAGCCAACGCCCCGUCUGGGGCAACUCCCCUAAAUUACGAAGACGUUCUAAACCCUCAGAGCAAAGACAUUAGCCACUUGAUGGCUCUUCAACAGAGCGAAAACGCUGCUGCAAUGUGGCUUCAUGGACCUAAUUCCCGGACAAUGGCGAGCCCGUAUUACAAUUAUCAGCAAAGCGGCAGCCUGAGGCAACCGCAGCCGCAGCAAGCUCCCCAUAAUUACGGUGCACUUGGAUACCCGAAUCUCUAUCACUCCCAGCAGCAGGUGGACGAUCUACAGAACCCGCGAGACGGAUUGCUCGGUCCCUCCCACGGACAGCCGAAGCAGUCCCAACUUUGGCAGAACUACUAAGUUUUUAUGGCGUAUGGAUAUGCUGUGUAUCAGUCAGUCCAUAUUUCAGUGAGCUCUGAAGAGUUGUAAUCCAGUCCGCUUGAAGAACAGAUUCUAAUUUUGUCCUAGUGGGAUGAAAGAUGUUUUCCUUUUUCU